Spodoptera frugiperda (fall armyworm) is the source of this 1047-nucleotide messenger RNA. RefSeq lists its product as uncharacterized. Gene Ontology annotation, cellular component: mitochondrion. The record is from RefSeq and is a predicted model, not a curated record. The coding region runs from base 265 to 639 and encodes 124 amino acids. Lineage: Eukaryota; Metazoa; Arthropoda; Insecta; Lepidoptera; Noctuidae. The transcript has 3 exons.
UUAAGUUAAAUGUCAUACGAAGUAAAUGUCAUUUUUCAAUGUUAUUAUUGUCGUAUGAUACGGAAGAGAAAAAGCACUCGAAAUAUCCAAAUAUGAUGCUUAUAAACAAUCAUUAUCUCUUUCUUUACAAACUACACUCAUUAUAUAAGCAUAAAGUGUGACAGAAAGAGUAACCCAAAGCUAAUUCAUUUUAUAACCCGUUCUUUGAAUUUGAUGUACAAAAAGCUAUUUAUAUUAUGUUGAGAUAAGUAUAAUGUACAAAAGAUGUUAAAUAUUGGCCAUAAACUUUGUUAUCUACACACUAAAAUGUUUAAACACAAGAUUUUGCGCCUUCCAGCCAUACUAAGAAGUCAGAACAAUCUAAUUAGAAAUUGUACCACUACGUCCCAAACUACAGAUGAUGAAAAAGCGCGCGAAUUGGAAAGAAUAGCGAAAGAAGCUUCAAUAGACGAGCCGCCAACCAGUUGUUGUCAGUCUGGCUGCGCCAACUGUGUGUACAUAGUGUGGGCAGAGGCCCUAUCAGCUAAAAUACAGAAUGUAGGACCAGAAGUCAGUGACAAAAUAUUAGAUAUGGUGCAAGAUCCAUCAAUGAAAGCGUAUCUUGAAAUGGAAUUGAGAAUAAGAGGUUUAAAGAAAUGAGUUUCUGGUUUAUUUAGAGAGUAUUAGUUUUAAGUCGUAGUAAAAAAAAUAUAAACCCUUGUUUAGAUGAAAUGACUCACUAACUGCCAAUUUUAAUAAUUUAUCUCAAUCCAAACUAUAGAUUACAUACAAUACAUUAUUUCUAUACUAAUUAUUGUUAUUACUGUCAAAAAUGGAGUUAAUCCAAGAAUUUCAGAUUAAGAUUGGUUAUUGAAAUUGGCAGUAAGUUUUUAGUCAGAUUUCAAUGGUGAUUGGCAUCUGGGCUUCUCCCAGUUGUACCAUUAAUGGCUUUAAUCAUUGUCUCCAGCAUUACAAAAGGUAGAAAUGAUUCCCCUUUCUCCUUCAUUAUUAAUAUCCAUCAAAGGUUGCUGUGCCAGAUGUUUGAGGCAGGCUUAUCCCAUUAAAAAA